CAUCUGGUUGUCACAGUCAUUUUACUUUUGGUUGGUCGUGAUUAAUGCAUACUCGAAGUCUGAAUGCGCUGCCUAGUGUUUUGCGAUUAAGUUUCUAAUCUUAUUCAUCUCUAUUGAUAAUUAAUGCUGUAGUUUUUUCUUCAUCGCCUUAUUGAAACUUUCUUUCGGCUUGUGAGGGGUUGUUGCACUGGCAUGGUCACAGCCAUGGAGAAAACACUUAAGGAAAAACUUGGGAAGGUUGGAUAUCAGAGUCCAGAAAACACCUCUAAAGAUGUCAUUAGUGCCUUGAAUGUCUACCGAGGUCUCACUUUUUCAGUGGAAGCUUUUGUUUUCAAUGAUGGAUCAAUGAAGGACCUUUGUACAAUACAUGGAACUAUUCCUGUACCCUAUAAGGUAUUUUCGAAUGGUACCAGGAAAGAACUGUUAAACUUGAAAGGAACGGUACCUGUACCAUAUAAGGGUAUGAAUUAUAACAUACCAGUGAAGAUUUGGAUAAUGGAUACUCAUCCAAAUAAUGCUCCAAUAUGUUACGUAAAUCCUACUUCUGACAUGAUUGUGAAACCGUCAAGAACUACAGACCACAGUGGAAAAAUAUACCUACCUUUCUUACACUUUUGGGAUCCACGCGGUGCAGAGCUUCUACCCUCUCUUAUAAAAAAUAUGAUAAGUGCUUUCUCAGCGGAGCCUCCUGUUUAUGCAAAGCCAAAGGAAGCUGCUCAGCAGCAACAGCAAGCAAACCAGCAGCAGUCAGCUUCUUCCGGUUUCACACCUUAUCCUACACAGCCCUACAUGCCAAUGCCAGCAGCUGGUAGUAACCCAAUGUACAACAAUAUUCCAUCGUCGUCCCCCUAUCCAUCAUCUGGGGCACCAUAUCCAGGAGGGUUCCCAACUCCUUAUCCAAAUUAUAACUCUGGCUCUGGUGCUGGCUCAGGGUAUCCAGCAUAUCCUACAGGAAACAGUCAGCUCCCCUAUCCUGCCUAUCCUUCUUAUCCUGGGGGUCCACCGGCCCCACCAACUGGUAACACACAGAGCUCAGGUGCUGCUUUAGGUACAGGAACAAUUACAGAGGAGCACAUCAAAGCUUCUCUACUCUCUGCUGUGGAAGAUAAAAUGCGGCGGUCUUUACGUGAGCAGUCCAGCCGUGCGCGUGAUGAACUGGAAAUUCUACGGCAAACGGAGUCAGAGUUAAGAGAAGGAAAGAGUCGACUUGAUGAUAUUUUGGCCAGACUCACAAGAGAACAGGAGGAGCUAGAUAAGAACAUUUCCAUGCUGAAGGACAAGGAACAAGAGCUCAGCAAAGCCACUGAGCGUCUGUCUGAUGAGGAUCCUGUCGAUGUAGAUGAAGCAGUAACUACCACUGCUCCACUUUAUAAACAGAUAUUAAAUUCAUAUGCAGAGGAAGCAGCCCUAGAAGACGCCAUUUAUUAUGUAGGAGAAGCCUUACGUCGUGGUGUGAUUGAUUUGGAUGUGUUUUUGAAGCAAGUCAGGUCUUUGUCUCGUAGGCAAUUCAUGUUACGAGCCUUAAUGCAGAAAUGUCGCCAAAAGGCUGGUCUUAAGUAAAUUACAUCUGUUUUUACUAACCAGUCAGGUGCUGUUCCACAUUUUUGUUUUAUAGUGCCUUUGUUUUUACAAGUACCCCAAUUUCCACUCCCUCCCUUAAAAAACAUCAUAAAGUUUUUAAUAAAUUUAAUCAAAACUGCUAAGAAGCUCUAAAAAUAUGGAGGGAAAAAUAUUAUGUAAACAAGCAACAUACAGAUGUUUUUGUCCAAUCUUGUUGUUUUGACUCUCUGUCAUCGCUGGAUGUUUGCAUGCAUAUUUUUAACAGAAUUAAUUGCUUUGCUACACAUGACUGUUGUAGAUGAAGUGAAAUAUUUGAGGAUGACAUGUGCACUAUAGUUUGCAAUGUUUAUCUUGCACUAUGUCCUAUAGUAUCUGUGAUGCAAUGCUGUUAAUGGUUUCUUUUUUAAAAUAUAUAUUUAUGGCUCAAAAUAAGAGUUGCUUUAGUUAUUUUCUGCAGUGAAUCGAAUAUUUUAAGAUUGUAAGAUGGCUUACUUGAUCAUAAUUAACAUAAUUGUUGCUGUCUGCCAAUUCUGAUGAAGUUUGUCAGCAUUGCCCACAGUUGUCUUAUUUGAUACCACCUAUUAUGUAGGUUUAUAUUUUCUGAACUUUCACACCAUGUGUAUUCUAUAUUAGCUUCAUGUAAUUAUAACUUUCAGUUUUUUUAGAGGUGCCUAUUAAGCUUUAGGUGAUGCUGAUAUGCGAAGACAUUUAUAAGUGACAAAUAAUGUUAUGAGUAUAUGAACAAUUUAUUUUUAUUAUGUAAUUUGAAACUUCACUUCUUUGUAUGAUGGUUAAAAUGUGCAGCUUCUGUAAACAUUGGACCUAAUUUGAAUGGUAUUGCCUUCAGGUUAUUACCAACUGGAAAUUAAAGGAACACAGUAUGCAAA
Messenger RNA from Thrips palmi, 2447 nucleotides. It is a transcript of the gene TSG101, whose product is annotated as tumor susceptibility gene 101 protein. NCBI's taxonomy places the organism in Eukaryota, Metazoa, Arthropoda, Insecta, Thysanoptera, Thripidae. The transcript has 11 exons. The record is from RefSeq and is a predicted model, not a curated record. The coding region runs from base 193 to 1560 and encodes 455 amino acids. Gene Ontology annotation, biological process: endosome to lysosome transport; protein modification process; protein transport. Gene Ontology annotation, molecular function: ubiquitin binding. Gene Ontology annotation, cellular component: ESCRT I complex.